UGGGCGGACAAUGGCCUGCAAUGGCUAAGGCUUUAAUGCCAAUCGAUAUUUUCAGAAAUAAAGUCGAAGAAUGUCAUCAAAUAUUACUUGAAUUUAAUGUCGAUUUAAAACAUUGGUUACUCUCUGAAGACAACACUUCCAUCUCAACAAUGACUGCUAAGUUCUGUACGACAACUGCUAUAGAGUUGGCGUUGUUUGAUGUGAUUAAAGCAUUGGAUGUCAAUAUUGACGGUAUUAUUGGACAUUCAUUUGGUGAGAUAGCCUGUGCUUACGCUGACGGAUGUCUGACCACAAAAGAGGCAAUGAUUUUGUCAUAUUUUAGAGGAGCCGUCACUGAAAACGAUAAGAAACUACCGAAAGGUUUGAUGGCUGUCGUGGGUCUGUCGAGAAACGAAGCAAAGAAAUUGUGUCCACAAGGAGUGUAUGUGGUCUGCAAUAAUGCCAAAGACAGUGUUGUCGUAUCUGGCAAACAACAAGAAAUGGAGGAAUUGAUUGAAAAGAUACGAUCUAUGGGUGUAUUUGUUCGCCAAUUGGACAGCAGUGGUAUACCCUAUCACUCGCCAUAUAUGCAUAGCUCGGUUAAGCCAUUGAUAGAGACAACCAGGAAAUACAUACCAAAACCACGGCUCAGAUCCAGCCGAUGGUUAUCGACAUCAGUGGUAAACUUAGAACAGGACAAUGAUAACAACGACAUCUUGAAAUAUGCUUCUUCAGAGUAUUUUGCAUAUAAUCUGUUAAAUUCCGUCUAUUUUUAUGAUCGUUUGAAAACACUUCCGACCGAUUCGAUUGUCAUAGAGAUGGGUCCCCAUUCGGUAUUCGGCAAAAUAGUUACCGAUACUCUUCAGUCGGCCACUUAUUUGUCGUUUAUGAAGAAAGACUCGAACGACACUAAUUUGGAUCUGUUUUUGUCGGGUUUGGCCAAACUAUACGAAUUGGGAUUAAAUCCGUCUAUCGAUAAGCUCUAUCCGCCAGUCGAAUGGCCAGUGGCCAGAAAUACCCAAUCAAUAGGAUCGCUGAUCCGAUGGGAUCAUUCGAAACAAUACUUUUGCAAAAAAUAUCCCGAUUUUUAUGCCCGAACCACGGCAUCGGAUAUGAACGUUGCGGUCAACAUACAGAUGCCUGAAGAUUGUUAUUACGCCGAUCACGCUGUCGACGGCAACAUAAUAUUUCCGGCCACUGGCUAUAUAAUGUUAGUCUGGCGCCACUUUGCCAGCUAUUGUGGCAAAACCUGGGACCAGACGGCCGUUCAAUUUGAAAACAUACAAUUCAAACGACCAGUUUUUCUGUCCGAUUCGACGCCGACACGACUCAAAGUCAGAUACUUUCAAAAUAGUCAUGAUUUUAUAGUUAUGGAAAGUGACAGCAUAUGUUGUUCGGGUAAAGUUAGCCGAUUGACCGAUGAUGGACUAUACGCACAGAAUCUAAUCUAUGAGAAUGAUGAGCACAGGGAACUAACCGAUGAGUAUAAGCUGACCAGAGACGACAUCUACAAAGAUUUACGUAUUGUUGGCUACGAUUACGGACCGGCAUUCAGACGACUGAAAAGCGUUCGGACCAACAAUUUUGUCGAAAUACUCGGUAGUUGCGAAUGGAACGGACUGUUUGUACCGUUCCUCGACUCUCUACUACAGUCGUCGGCAUUUGUGUUACCGUUUCGUAAGCUAAUGGUACCCGUAAUGAUCAGAUCGCUUAAAAUCGAUCCGAAACUGUUUUUCGAGGCUAUUGUCAAAAAUCGUGUGACUGUCGAUGACAAUGACGACGACGCUAUUGCCAACACCGGCAAAAACAAGCAAGAAGUGGCCGAAACUGUAGCCGAAGAGAAACGUACGGAACUGGAUGAAGAAGAACUGGCAGUUUCUAUAAUACAAGAACUGGAACAGACCAAUGAAAUGAACGAUCAGUUUUCUGAACGCUUUCAUAAAUACCAAUCGUUGGUAUCGUUUUAUUUUGAUUACGACUCGAAAUUGUUGGUCACCUAUGGUAUCGAAGUCUGCGAUCUCAUAAUGUUUCCCAUUUCCCGGCGAUCAGACAAUCAGGAUCUGGUACUCGAUUACUAUGAGUUUGUCGCCAAUGAGGACAUGGAUGCCAUCGAACCGUCCCAUAAGCGUAUGAUCUCUGAAUAUUUAGAGGUAUGCAAAAUGUUGAUUGUUUUGAUGAAAAAAUUUGGUAUUAAUAAUGAUAAUAUUGUAUACGAUAUCAACACUAAUAUAAACUAUGAAUUAAUCGAAAAAUAUCGAAAAUCAUUAAAUAAUGAAAACUUUGUAAUGUUUCGUAUUUUGGAUAAAAUAUUGACAACUAUUUGCGGUGAAAAUUAUAUAGCUAUGAUAAGAAAUUAA
Messenger RNA from Oppia nitens, 2336 nucleotides. RefSeq names its product fatty acid synthase-like. Bases 21 to 2336 code for a protein of 771 amino acids. The transcript is spliced from 5 exons. Gene Ontology annotation, biological process: fatty acid biosynthetic process. NCBI's taxonomy places the organism in Eukaryota, Metazoa, Arthropoda, Arachnida, Sarcoptiformes, Oppiidae. Gene Ontology annotation, molecular function: fatty acid synthase activity. The record is from RefSeq and is a predicted model, not a curated record.